AUGCAGGGCUACUCCAACCUCUUUCAGCCCCACUCGCCGUUGCGGGCAGCCUACUUCCGCAUUCGCGCCGCCUGGCGGACGCGUACCAAAGGUCGUCCUCUUCCGCCCUCCCCGAACCCUUUGCCGAUAAUUGGAAACAUGCUCGACAUGCCGACGAAGAAGCCUUGGGUUGGGUUCCGGGAGCUAUGCGCUCGAUACGGUGAUGUUGUACACUUGCAGGUGUUCGGUCAACAUAUGAUCGUCCUCGACUCCGCAGAAGCAAUCACAGAGUUCCUGGAGAAGCGAACCAACAACACCUCCGAUCGACUAAUUGGAGUUGACUGGCUUGUUGGAUUGCUGCCAUAUGGUGACAUGUGGAGGAAGUACAGGCGGGCGUUCUGGCAAUAUUUUCACCCUAACGCGGUUUCCGCCUACCGUCCGGUGCAGUUAGCUGUCACACGCAAGUUCUUGGUGAAGCUACUGAGAGACCCCUCAGAUUUCAAACAACUCACUCGCUUCUCGUUCUCGGCCACGAUCCUGAAAGUUGGAUACGGGAUUGAUAUCGACGACCCCGACCAUCCGCUCAUCCGUGUAAUCGACGAUGCGCUUGAAGGGACUGCUCAAACAUUCAUCCCCGGAAGGUACCUCGUCGACACGUUUCCCGCGCUGGAAUAUCUUCCAUCCUGGAUCCCCGGAGCCGGCUUUCAAAAGCUGUUUGCCAAGUGGAAGGAGGCGACCUCGAUGUUACUUCGUAUGCCUUACGAGCAACGUAACGAAGCGUUUACCGAGGACGUCGUCCCAUACGAUCAAGCCAGCAUUUUGGAUUCGUUAAGUGCACGAAUACAAGCUGAAGAUGGGGACGCGAAGCUCAGUCAAGAACAGGAGGCGCUCGUUCAGAAAGUCCUCGGGGUUGCAUUUGAAGCUGCCAUUUUUCCCACUGAACACGUUGAAAAGACGAUUGGAAGCGUUUACGCCGCGUUCCUCGCGAUGUCCCUCUUCCCGGAAGUGCAAAAUCGCGCUCAAGCAGAACUGGACGCCGUCGUUGGCCCGCACCGUCUGCCAACAUUCGAAGAUCGAGACAAACUGGUAUACGUUAACGCACUCAUCAAGGAGUCGCUCCGCUGGCACAACAUCACCCCCCUCAGUAUCGCUCACAGAACGAAUGUAGACGACGAGUUCUGUGGAUACUUUGUCCCGGCAGGGACGGUACUCGUGGCGAACGUGUGGUCGUGCAUGCACGACCCCAUCGUCUACCCCGACCCGGACGAGUUCCGCCCGGAACGCUUCAUCCGCGACGGCAAGCUGGACCCGGACGUGCGCGACCCGAUGAAUUACGCAUUCGGGUUUGGCAGGAGGAUCUGUCCCGGCAGACACUUCGCCGACGCCGGACUCUUUCUCAACGUCGUCUCGGUGCUGCACGUCUUCAACAUCGGCCCGCCUGUAGACAGUGCUGGGAACCCCAUCAAGGUUGUGCCGUCGCAGUCUGACGGGUUCCUCUCGUACCCCGAGGACUGUCGGUGCACCUUCACGCCGCGAUCCGCCCAAGCGUCUGCGCUCAUUCUUGGCGGAGGAACAGCUGACGGACAUUGA
Molecule: messenger RNA, 1569 nt
Organism: Epithele typhae
Lineage: Eukaryota; Fungi; Basidiomycota; Agaricomycetes; Polyporales; Epitheliaceae
Product: O-methylsterigmatocystin oxidoreductase
Exons: 10
Coding region: 1-1569 (522 amino acids)
Molecular function (GO): monooxygenase activity; oxidoreductase activity, acting on paired donors, with incorporation or reduction of molecular oxygen; iron ion binding
Source: RefSeq, a predicted model, not a curated record